CCUUCUGUCAACACGCACAACCGCCCCACCCCCCGUGGCCUGAGCUGUCCUGCCUCGCCACAAUGGCACCCGCCCCAAAAUAGCUUCCCAUGUGAGGGCUAGAGAAAGGAAAAGAUUAGACCCCUCCCUGGAUGAGAGAGAGAGAGAGAGAGAAAGAGAAGGAGGGCAGGGGAGGGGAAGAGCGAGCCAUCAAGUGAUCUUUGUCAAGCACCCCAGAAGACUGCACCAUGGGGCUCAGCGACGGGGAGUGGCAGUUGGUGCUGAACGUCUGGGGGAAGGUGGAGGCUGACAUCCCAAGCCAUGGGCAGGAAGUCCUCAUCAGCCUCUUUAAGGGUCACCCUGAAACUCUGGAGAAGUUUGACAAGUUCAAGCAUCUGAAAUCAGAGGAUGAGAUGAAGGCAUCUGAGGAGCUGAAGAAGCAUGGCGUCACCGUGCUCACUGCUCUGGGUGGCAUCCUGAAGAAGAAAGGGCAUCAUGAGGCGGAGUUGAAGCCCCUGGCACAGUCACACGCCACCAAGCACAAGAUCCCCGUCAAGUACCUGGAGUUCAUCUCGGAUGCCAUCGUCCACGUUCUGCAGAAAAAGCAUCCUGGAGACUUUGGUGCCGAUGCCCAGGGGGCCAUGAAAAAGGCGCUGGAGCUGUUCCGGAACGACAUGGCCGCCAAGUACAAGGAGCUGGGGUUCCAGGGCUAGGCUUCUGCUGCCCCCACCCCCACCCACCUGGGCCCCGGGGUCCAGGGAAGGGCGGGGUCUGAUCUCGAGUAGCCUUGUAGAAUUUGCUUCUGAGUGUCUGCUUUGUUUGGUAGAGGUGGGCAGGAGGAGAAGCUGAUGGGCCGGGGCUGGGAUGCCGAAGUUGGCUUCACGUGCCCAGCAGUGGGCCUCCCCGUGGAAUGUCACCACCCGGGAGCUGGGAGCGGCCGUUGGCUCACCGUGUUCUGCAUGGUUUAGGUCGGACUUCACUGUCCUUUGUUCUAAAUCCCACCCUAACUUCUUCCAACCUCCAAACUGGCUGUAACCCUGAAUCCAAGCUAUUAACUAUGCCUGACAGUAACAAGUCUUUGACUCAUCACCAGUCCCUUGAAGACAGCAGAAUGUCCCUUUCCCGUGAGGAGGAGAUCUGAGCCGGGCAGGGUAGCUGGGGAAGCAUUUGAGCAUCUGGAACAUGUGUGGCGGUGACUCACCUGGUUUUAAUAAAACACCCUGCAACACCUCA
This is a messenger RNA of Callithrix jacchus (white-tufted-ear marmoset), 1212 nucleotides long. It is a transcript of the gene MB, whose product is annotated as myoglobin. The record is from RefSeq and is a predicted model, not a curated record. Gene Ontology annotation, biological process: oxygen transport. Gene Ontology annotation, cellular component: extracellular exosome. Gene Ontology annotation, molecular function: oxygen binding; heme binding. Lineage: Eukaryota; Metazoa; Chordata; Mammalia; Primates; Cebidae.